AUGGCAGUCAUCAGCCAUUCUUUCCGCCGCGACUUGAUCUCGGACAAGCACGUAGUGAGCCCCGACGCUGCAGUCCGACUCGAGCUUUGCUCGUUCAACGCCCCGAGGCCGUUCAUAACCUACAUCACCACCAAGAUGGCGACGUCAAUCAUUCCCGCGCGGGCCAUCAUCCCGUUCCUGGUAGCCAUGAUGCUCUUCACGGGCGUCUGCAACACGCUCUUGACCAAGUACCAGGACAACCAAUGUGUCCGCGACUGCGACAAUCCGGACCCGGCAAAGCGUCGCCACUUCGAGCAGCCGGUGAUCCAGACUUUGCAGAUGUUCGUCGGCGAAAUGGGCUGCUGGCUCGUCGUCGGCCUGCUCUCCCUCUACCGUCGCUACACCGGCCGCAGCACCACCGCCGGCACCACCGGCGCCGCCGCCUACCAACCCCUCCCCACCACUGCCACCGCCGCCGACGAGGCCGACGCCGCCAGUAUCCACUCCACCACGGCGCUCAACCCCGCCGCGGCGGCCGCCAAGCCGCACGCGGGAGCACCCCCGGUGCUGGGCGGCUGGCGCGUGACGCUGCUCGCGCUGCCGGCCAUCUGCGACAUCCUCGGCACGACGCUGAUGAACGCGGGCCUGCUGCUGGUGGCGGCGUCCAUCUACCAGAUGACGCGCGGCGCGCUCGUGCUGUUCGUCGGCCUGUUCAGCGUCGUCUUCCUGCGCCGCCACCUGCACCUGUUCCAGUGGCUGUCGCUGCUUGGCGUCGUGCUCGGCGUGGCCAUCGUCGGGCUCGCGGGCGCGAUCCAGCCGGAUAAGAAGCACGCUGAUGCCGUUGCUGGGCAUGGGGAUGUUGAUGACAGCGCGGCCGGGGUCGGGGCGGAUGCGCUGCGGGUCAUCGUGGGCGUGUUCAUGAUUGCGGGCGCGCAGGUGUUUACGGCGACUCAGUUCGUGCUGGAGGAGUGGAUCCUUGAGCGGUCGGCGAUUGAGCCGAUCCGGGUGGUCGGGUGGGAGGGCCUGUUCGGGUUCAUCGUGACGCUGCUGGGCAUGCUGGUGCUGCAUGCCGCGAUCGGGCGGACCGAGGCCGGCCGCGGCGGUCCGUUCGACAUGGUGGAGGGCUGGCGCCAGUUCUGGGAGUACCGCGCCGUGUUUGUGUCGAGCAUCCUGAUCAUGAUCAGCAUCGGCGGCUUCAACUUCUUCGGCCUGUCCGUCACGCGCAGCGUCAGCGCCACCUCGCGCUCGACCAUCGACACGUGCCGCACCCUCUUCAUCUGGAUCGUCUCGCUCGGCCUCGGCUGGGAGACGUUCAAGUGGCUGCAGGUCCUCGGCUUCGCCCUGCUCGUCUACUCCACCUUCCUCUUCAACGGCGUCGUGCAGCCGCCCUUCGCCUUCCUCCGCGUGCCCGAGGUCGAGGAGCUGCUCCCCGAGGAGCCCAUCGAGCAUAAUUGAACUACCUACCUUGGUGUUGGCAUUGCCGAUGUACAUGCAUAGCUCUCGCUCCUCUCCCCUUCCCAUUAUCUAUCCCUGUGUAUAUGGUGAUAUACAUGUUCACACACCGACCGAUCGGGGCGGAUGUGUUCAGGGUUCCGCGACGGAUAUCUUGUCAGACCCAUUAGCGGCGUUUGUUGGGCGUGCGAGUGGUUUUUGUUUGGAUUUUGGCAUUUGGGUUCGGUUUUCGUCAUCGGAAACGCGUAUGCACACAGGUCGUCCGUCAUUCGGCGUGUUAUCACAGGCUAGGGGACCCUCGACGGCUCCGGCCGGCGGAGUCGAGGCGCGCGGGGUCUGAAUAGACGAGCUCGUCC
This is a messenger RNA of Thermothielavioides terrestris NRRL 8126, 1787 nucleotides long. RefSeq lists its product as uncharacterized. The transcript is spliced from 4 exons. Gene Ontology annotation, biological process: pyrimidine nucleotide-sugar transmembrane transport. NCBI's taxonomy places the organism in Eukaryota, Fungi, Ascomycota, Sordariomycetes, Sordariales, Chaetomiaceae. The record is from RefSeq and is a predicted model, not a curated record. The coding region runs from base 1 to 1434 and encodes 477 amino acids. Gene Ontology annotation, cellular component: Golgi membrane; intracellular membrane-bounded organelle. Gene Ontology annotation, molecular function: pyrimidine nucleotide-sugar transmembrane transporter activity.